Messenger RNA from Caretta caretta (loggerhead turtle), 963 nucleotides. It is a transcript of the gene TMEM256, whose product is annotated as transmembrane protein 256. The record is from RefSeq and is a predicted model, not a curated record. Gene Ontology annotation, cellular component: membrane. NCBI's taxonomy places the organism in Eukaryota, Metazoa, Chordata, Testudines, Cheloniidae.
GGGGCCAUGGCGGGGCGCUGGGGCCGCGUGGGGGCGCUGAGCGGGGCCGGGGCGGUGGGGGCCGCUGCCUACGGGGCGCACGGCUUUCGGCGCAGUGACCGGGACGACUACCAGAAGGAGCUCUACGAGACGGCCAACAAGUACCACUUCCUCCACAGCCUGGCGCUGCUGGCCGUGCCCCACUGCCACCGCCCUCUGCUGGCCGGCGCGCUGCUCACCUCCGGGAUGGGGCUCUUCUGUGGACCUCUGUAUUACCAUGCGUGGAGUGGAGACCCGACUCUCAACAAAGCGGCCCCCUACGGGGGCUCCCUCCUCAUCCUCGGCUGGCUGGCGAUGGCUCUCUGACCCCCCCCACCCUUGGGGGACCCCCUGGCUGACCCCUACCCCCCCCCCCGCACCACUGGGGCUCCUGGCCCCGCCCACCCAGCUGAAUUGUCACUCAAGCCCCGCCUCCUGCGUGUGGGCCUGGCUUCCUCCAGCACUGGCCCCGCCCCCACUGGCGAGGCGAUGUAGCCAAUAGGUGAACUGGAGGUGGGGGGGGGGGCGUUGACUGUCCCAACCACUGACCAAUUGGAGAGCUGGGCUUAAUGUGUGCCUGUCACUCGCGGGCCUGGAUCUGCAACCAAUGGCAAAGCAGGAGGCCCUCCUCCUCCAUUGGCCGAGCUGGUGGCCAAUCAGAAGGCUGUCUCUAGGGCGGCUGUUGUCAUUGGCCAAGGGAGUUCUCACCCAGGGACCAACUUUCUAGCCAGUGGGAGGGGAGCUCUUCAUUCAUUGGCUGAUGCUGAGGGGUGGGCGGGCACUAGGCUAAGCCUUGUCCUAUCACAGGCUGCCUGGGUUCUGAUUGGCUGGGUGGAGCGGAAAAGCGGGAUUGUCGCUUCAUGUGGAAAAUCGGUUGAUUUGACGAUUUUUUGAGUCAGUUUUUUCUUAAUUAACGAAUCAAUAAACGCUAAUUUCUAUGCUGAG